Messenger RNA from Tarenaya hassleriana, 1884 nucleotides. Its product is annotated as protection of telomeres protein 1a. The coding region runs from base 321 to 1694 and encodes 457 amino acids. Gene Ontology annotation, biological process: regulation of telomere maintenance via telomerase; telomere capping. The record is from RefSeq and is a predicted model, not a curated record. Gene Ontology annotation, molecular function: G-rich strand telomeric DNA binding; telomerase inhibitor activity. Lineage: Eukaryota; Viridiplantae; Streptophyta; Magnoliopsida; Brassicales; Cleomaceae. Gene Ontology annotation, cellular component: nuclear telomere cap complex; chromosome, telomeric region. The transcript is spliced from 10 exons.
CGUGUUUCUUUCUAAACACUUGUCUUUGCACCAACACAAGGAUUCUGGAUGGAUUACAUCAACUCAAGACUCGGACCAAAACUUCAAGAACCGCUGAUUGUGUGAAUUUCUAGUAUGGGGGCACGUCCAAGUUUGAAACUUCCAAUCGCAUUAGCCAUACCUCUCAGGUGCGUUUAGGGUUUUAUGUCCCUCGUCUUGUUUUCCAAGAUUUGGGGUUGGACCUCUCUCUCUCUCUCUCCUCUUUAGUAUCAUAGAUGCUGCUUACUGGACGGCAAAAGAGCUGGAGAUGCUUCUCUGGGUCUCGGUAACGAGCACCAGAAAUGGAGAGAAAAGACGAUCAGAAGUUUCUGAAGAUAAACGACGCAGUUACUCUCGUCAGCCAAGAAAUCAAUCUGAUCGGCAUUGUCGUGAAAGCCAUCGAACCCAAGCAUUCUCGCGGCCCUGAUUGGGUCUGUUCAGUUUGGAUCAUUGAUGAAUCGUAUCCAAGACCCGGGCUUUGUGUUAAUGUUUUCACGAGCGAACUGGAAGAACUUCCUCAUGUUAAGAACCUUGAGGACAUGAUUCUGCUUACCCGUGUCAAGAUAGAAACUUUUGAUGGCGACAGAGUAACUGCUGUCUUUAAUAAACGAGCUUCUUCCUUCGCACUGUAUGAAGAGGGUUAUGAUGAUGAUGAUGAUUUUUUGUGUUACCAACAUUCUUCAAGAUUUCAAGACAGGGCACAGUACAAGAAUUCCAUGGAUUACCUAGGCAGAUGGUUCACCGGUAGCAAGACUAACACAGGGCCAACCAACUUUUCGUUCUUGAGAGAGAUUAAGGGAGGGAAUUAUUUCGAUUUGGCGUGCAGGAUUCUUCAUGUUAAUGAAAAUAGGAGUGUCAUCUUUGUUUGGGACGGAACUGAUACACCCCCAACAAGUGUUUUUGCAGUGGGAGGAGAAGACGAGCAAUUCAGCAGUCUUCACUUGUGCAAUUGUAUAUCAAGAGAUGCUUUGCUUGAGCUCCCGACCGUUGGAACGAGACUGAGAGUUUCAGCACACAAUCGGUUCCCGUGCAUGCUUAAAGCUGGCCAAUGGGUGAAGCUUUGUGGUUUGCUGUGUGAAGUCGAUAGGGGGAAUUGGGUUGGUAAAUGCAUGGACACUACAAAGGUUAAGCGAAUUCAGGAUGAUAGCUUAGCAGAAAACAUCAAGAGGACAUAUGAUAAGAGAAUAUCGUCGAAUUUGGGGCUGAUGCCGUUCUGGAGUUUCCCCUGGCCUCCUGGAUUAACAGAGACAGAUCAUGAUCGUGCCCCAUUUGUCACACUGAUGGACAUUCUAACAUUCCCGGAGGUGACAUGUAAGUACAAAUGUGUGGUUAGAGCUGUGGCUGCGUACCCAUGGCAGGUUGAGAGAUUCUAUUCAAGUAAAAGCCGACGUUACAGAGUUAUAUUGACCCUGGAGGACCCGACAGCCAUUUUAAAGGCUUUUCUAUGCGACGAAGAGGCGGACAAGUUUUGGGGCGGACAUCACGGCGUCGAGAUAUUGAGAAAGAAACGAAACCGGUUGCUCGGAAUACGGGAAACCGAGAAUGGCGUCGACGGAGAGGGAGAUCCAAGAAAUCCGCCAUGGAUCGAGUGCUGUAUACGGUCUUACUAUACCGAUAAAACGGACCCGUGGAAGACAAGGUACUACAGGAUCUUCGACACCCGACUUGUCGUUUAAGAGCCUCUGUAGUCCUAUGGUUUAUGGUUUAGGGUUGUUCUUAGUAAAUCAUGUGGUCCAAUAGUCAAUGAUGGAUUUGGUCAAAGGAAAAAUAUAUUCCGAUAUGUAUAAAUAGCGAAUGAGAAACUAAGGAAAAGAAGUUUUGUCCGAAUGAAAAGGGGACUUUCGUGGAAAAUUUCUUAUACAUAAU